AUGGAGACGCUUACUUUCUCCUGGUGUGACAGGCUACCUGCCGUACUGCAAGCGAGGCUUGCGAGCAAGCCCAAUUUGACGGCUGAGCAUCUUCGAGAUGCUGUACUGGAGGCGUGCGCGAUUGUGGAUGAGGAGCUGCCCGGCACAAGGGAGUCAGAUGGCCUUCAGACUCCGAGCCGGGCUCUCGGUCUGCUGGGAGCUGAGAAAGCUGCAACGUCCGUCAGGUUGCUGGUGGCCAAUGUGGGCGACUCGCGAGCGGUCCUGUGCCGCGGGGCCAAAGAGCCCGCUCCGCUGCAGGCGUGCCGUCUCUCCGAGGACCACAAGCCCAACCGCCCCGAUGAGAAGCAGCGCAUCGAAGCCCUGGGCGGAGUUGUCGAUCUGUACGGCGUCUGGCGAGUCUUCUGCCCAUCGCAGGUCUUCUUUGGAGGUCGCGCCAUCCCUCGCUGGGGCCUUGCCGUGUCCCGGUCCUUUGGUGACCUUCUACUCAAGGAGCCCCAGAAGUACGGCUGCUCGCAGGUUCGAGGUGGCUUGGUGACCGCCGAGCCGGAGGUGCGCAUGGUGGAGCUGGACCCCGCAGUGGAUCGUUUUCUCAUUCUCGCCUGUGAUGGUGUUUGGGACGUGUUGCAGGACAGCGACGCAGCUGCGGUUUGUGCAAGUGCGGCUGGGGUAGAGCUGGCUUCGCACUCCCUGGUUCGGCACGCAUUUGCCGCUGGAUCUGGGGACAACCUGACGGCCGUUGUGAUGGCCUGGCGCAGUGAGUAA
Molecule: messenger RNA, 762 nt
Organism: Symbiodinium natans
Lineage: Eukaryota; Dinophyceae; Suessiales; Symbiodiniaceae
Source: the annotation of a GenBank genome assembly